GGCGGGGCCUCAGGGAGAAAAAAGAAGAAGAAAAGAACAGAGGAUAACAGACGGGGGAAUAUCUCCCAGACCCAGUUGCUAGAAUCCCACCGCGACGAACUCUCGAAUCGAAGGCUAACCGGGGCUCCGAACUCCGGCCCGGAGUCACCACACAGUCGGCCGAUGGCUCUGGCCAGAUUGGCUGCCUCCUUCCUCCUCCUCUUCACGGCGGUGGAGUUAGCGGCAGCGACGCGGUCGCCGUCGGCCUUCGUCCAGAACGCCAUCUACUCCAACCGCAUCACCAUCUUCUCCAAAACAUACUGCCCGUACUCCAUGCGAGCUAAGCGCAUAUUUCGAGACCUCAAGGAAGAUCCAUAUAUUGUUGAACUAGAUCUCCGAGGGGAUGGGCGUGAAAUUCAAAGUGUUCUUCUGGACCUAGUUGGGCGUCAUACUGUGCCACAGGUGUUUGUGAAUGGCCAGCAUGUUGGUGGCUCAGAUGAUACGGCAAAUGCUCUUUCAAAUGGACAGCUUCAGAAACUUCUUGGUAAGAGUCAGCCACAGUGAUGAUCUCCGGACAAGCUUGCAUUGUCAAGAACACGUAAGUGACUAAUGUAUAUGUGUUUCCUAUGGGAGGGUCUUUCUUCUCUGCUUAGGACUGAGCAGAAUGUUGUAGCUCAUGCCAGAUAUUUUUCUCAUGGUAUUGUUGUGACAACAGCCACUAUGUACUGGAUUUGUGUGAUCUGCUCACUUGCAUAUACCAGUUUAGCACUGUUUUGGUGUGUUUGUUA
Molecule: messenger RNA, 767 nt
Organism: Phragmites australis (common reed)
Lineage: Eukaryota; Viridiplantae; Streptophyta; Magnoliopsida; Poales; Poaceae
Product: monothiol glutaredoxin-S6-like
Exons: 4
Coding region: 163-543 (126 amino acids)
Biological process (GO): cellular response to oxidative stress
Cellular component (GO): cytoplasm
Molecular function (GO): glutathione disulfide oxidoreductase activity
Source: RefSeq, a predicted model, not a curated record